Dichomitus squalens LYAD-421 SS1 is the source of this 1982-nucleotide messenger RNA. RefSeq lists its product as uncharacterized. The transcript has 5 exons. Lineage: Eukaryota; Fungi; Basidiomycota; Agaricomycetes; Polyporales; Polyporaceae. The coding region runs from base 30 to 731 and encodes 233 amino acids. The record is from RefSeq and is a predicted model, not a curated record.
AUACGAACUUCAGUUACUCUUUCUCACCGAUGUCAAACGACAGCGAACGCAAGAAGGCCAACCCUACGCAUUGGUAUAAUGGGCAGUACCUCUUGCAGCGGGAACGUAGUACCGAUCCCGCGAAUCCAGGAUUCAAGCUCACCAAGGCAGCAGAAGAGGCCCAGACAGCAAAAUGGGAGAUGCUCAUUGCCAACAGGAAGCCUACGGAGAACAUCACCCCUGAACUCCUCGGUGGCCAUGGCAGGUCACCUCCGUUACUGCUAUACGGCUGGACGUUCAAUCACGACUACUUCCUCGAGUACGCCAAGAGACACAGGCUGACUCUGGAGGUUCCCGAGCAGGCGCGUCAGCGGCUGGGCUGCGCCACAGAGGAAUUCAACUUCGCUGACGUCACCGAGGAACACUGUCGAGACGAGCAGUUGCUCAAAGAACUGCGUUCAGCAGCGCGUUUCGUCUCGGUGUGUCACCUAAGGGAGGCAUCGGGACUUGCAUUCACGAUAGGGCGGCCCUUGUCUCUCGAAUGGGACAGGAUCCUCUACGUGUGGACGAACUACGACAUGGCGGAGAGGUACCUCGGUGAUGGGCUUUCUCAGAAAGGGAGAUUUGAAGAAGCCAAGAAGGUCAUGGACGAAGCGAUGAACGAAUGCCUACCGGAUGGGAAGAAGAGCGAGCUACUUUGGUGGUGGUCCUUCGACGACAAUGACGUGAAUGUUCUGACUAGCAUAGAUUAAUUAUUCUUAGGCUCGGUGUUGCAGUCCGCCAACAUACGCUUUUUUCCCGCUGUCCUGCUUCUGUUCUCCUGUCUGCCUCCGCUAUGUUAUAGACCGCAGUUGUAUGGUUUUCGAUGUAGGAAUGCAUGUGUGUAUCGCUGGUCUUUGAUCGCGGCCUGGUCCGGGUGGGGUGACAGUACAGAGGCCUCAAACUACUGCGACUGCGUAAGCAAUUCGAGGUGUAAACUGAGCGUCGGUAAGAGGGUUUGCGAGGUCCAGGCCCAUGUGGGACGGGAGACGAUGUUCUGCCUCUAAUAGCAGACGACGAAUGCAGGGGUCAACCACGUUAAACGUCGAGCCCCGGGUAAGGCUGCACCACACCACUUUCUCUACGCACAGCUGCCACGUUCUGAGCUGACGCAUCUUUGGCAUCCGCACCCGACGACCCAGUCCGCACGUGGGAUGGGAGCAUGGACUACUGUGCACGGUGCUGCCCCGACUUGUCGUGCCCGUCAACCUCCACCAAGGGUACUCGCUCUGGCCGCCGUGGCGGCGAACAUCCCGGGUGCCUUCGUGACCAUCGCGGGACCGCGAUGGCUAGCUUCGCCGCGGGUAACUUCCCCGAAGGCACGGAGAAACGCAGCGUCCCAGAGGGAACGUACGUAUUUGUGCGGCGGCAUGCUAGCGGCCCUAGCGAGAGGCUCCUCCAUCAGGAGCCCGCGGAUGGACUCAUGCUAAAGCGAACGCGGAAUGCCUUGUGGGACUGAGGUGUGGUUCCCCGCGAUGAUCGAUCGGUCUAGGUGACGGACAUGCACGCUGUGCCAGCGCAUGUGAGGGAGUUCGCCGGCGGCAAGGGUCUCGUUGUAGGCGGCGCCGAACGAGUUGUCGACGAUCUUGGAGAUAUCGUUGUUUGCGAGCUUGUCACAUAGCUGUAGGAGAUAUGCCCGUCGCUGUUAGAUCUUCCGGUAUCCUGAGUUCCGCGAAGGCUCAGUACUCAGUAGCGAGGUUUGCAAACCUCGUCGUCUGCGGCGCCCGCUCACAGCCGCGGUCGGCGUAUCGAUGCUUUUCAACCAUAAAUUCAAGCGGUCGAGGAACCCUUCGUCCCGUUCUUGACUCCCGCGAUGUUGUACUUCCGACUUCCGACGGGCGUCCCAUAGGUUCAGGAGUUCUCGUAUCCUGGAUAGAGAGUCUUCGAGAUAGCUCUUGCUGAACCCUAACACAUCUACAAGCAACUUUCUCUGUUUGUCCUCGUCCAUAGACGCACCGUUAGGC